CAGCGAUCGGGGAGCUGUGGAAUAGGCGUGCAUUUGCGUUACUCAAACGCAGAAAACAUUCAGUGAAAACGUCCACAGAAAGUCCGCUCUAAGAGUGCCUGGGACUGAGUUAUUUUUCCAUUCUGUUCUGCCUAUACACAUGGAGCACCAUUUCCUGAUGAGACUGUGGUGAGUGCGGUGCAGCCCUGUCACGCCCACAGCGCCCCCUUUCGGCCCGGACGGCACACCAUGCCCCGGCGCCUAUGAAAGGGUACCAUGUCAGCCGAAGCAUGUCUCAGCAUUCCUCUGGUGGUGGCGGAGGAGGUCCCUGCCACUGCACGCCUGACGACUGCGACGGUCCAGGCAGAGACUACUACCAUGGUCACAGCGAUGGCCACUAUUACCCUGGGGGAGGUCCGGUUGAGGCUCUGGCACUGGAGAGGCAUCACUCCCGCUCGCACUCCCAUAGUCACUCUGGAGGAGGCACCUUUCCCCGUUCCCACCCCAGCCAGCACCCACCUCUCCAGUCAUUUGACUCUUGUGAAGAGUGCCUAUCCUCAGGCCAUGGGGGGAAGAUGCAUCGCAUGCCCUCAAACAUGAUGGACCAGUUUGAGAAGCAGGUGCCCUUCCAUCAUGACGGCUUCCACACACUGCAAUACCAACGCACUGCUAGUGGGGGUGCUGAGCAACGCAGCGAGAGCCCUUCAAGGAUACGCCACUUGGUCAACUCGGUGCAGCGCCUCUUCGCCAAGUCCCAUUCUCUGGAGGCACCAUCCAAACGGGAGUACAACGGCACAAGGGGAGGAGGGGACUACCGGGGAGAGAGAGGGGGAGGCCACAGGAGUGGAGGGGAGGAUGGCCACUACUCAGGCCACCAGUCUCGCUCUACUAGGCGGAACAAGUCUCGAGAACGUAGCAAGAGUGGAGACUCACGCCAUGAGUCAGGCAGACGCCACCGCAGCAGGACAGCAGGCUGGUGGAGCUCUGAUGACAACCUCGACAGUGACAGCAGCUACUUGGUAGGUGGGGGUAGGCCAGGGUAUCCCAGAGGACAUGAGAGCCUGGAUGCUGCCAUUCAGGAGCUCACCAUGAAGAAGCCCAAGGAACGAGGCGGUGGACCGGGGUCUGGGGAGUGCAUGGCCUGUACAACAAUGGCUCUGGCAGGGAGUGAGGGAGGAGGAGGAGGACACCAUGGGCAUCACGGUCACUCCUUGAAGAGGAGCACCUGGUCAGCCAUGACAGUGAGUCAGGCCAGAGAGGUGUAUCCUUCUACCAGGGGAGGAGGAGGCUAUGACAAAGCUCUGGUGCCAAUGGAGAGCAAGCUCAAGGAGAGGACCUUCCACUAUCUGCAGGUCCCUUCAGAAGACUGGGGAGGUGGUUAUAGCAGUGGCAACGCAGCUGACAGCGGAGGGGAGAUUCCGUGCCGACGUAUGCGGAGCGGCAGCUACAUCAAGGCCAUGGGCGAUGAUGACAGCGCCGACUCGGACACGAGUCCCAAAGCCUCGCCCAAAUCCACGCUGAUCGCCCAAAGGGAUGCCUUCAGACGCUCUAUCAGCAUGGAUCAAAGGUACUCGUGUAAGCAGUGUACAGAUUCCUACCCUAACAACAGAACCGCACCCAAGACCCACACCCGCUCACGUAGCUAUACCCGCUCUUUGACCAGCACACAGCUCGGAGAGACGUUGAACCGUCAGUUUGAAGCUGUGUGUGGGACCAUGUUCGGGGAGGUGGAGUCUCAAGCUGUUGAGGCCCUGGAUCUUCCAGGAGUGUUCCGCACUCGCAGCCACAGCUACGUUCGCGCCAUCCAGGCCGGAUGUUCCCAGGACGACGACUGCCUCUCUGUCUUUUCCAUGUCUGGCCCCCAGGGAAGCAUCAAGGGUGGGGCCGUCUUUCCUUAUCGUAAAGGUGCUCCUCCUCCACUCCCACCACGCAUGUCGAAGUCUUCACUUUCGGUGCGAGCCCAGAGCAGCACAGAGUCCACCCAGGAUGCCUACUUCCAGAGCAGCGGGCAGUUGGUCUCGAGCGCUGGUCCCGGACGCCCCAAGCAGCACAGCAACUCCGUGGACCUGGGUAACUCUGACGGGCCAUCAGGGCGCACCUCCAGAGGAGGCUACUACACCGGCAGUGGGCCUGGGCGUUCCCGACAGCACAGUAACUCUGCGGAGAGCCUGGAUGGGGUUAGGGGCUCAAGGGAGCUGGUGCCCUAUGGAGGGGGUCCUGGAGUUGGGGUGAGGGCCAAACACAGCAGCUCAGCUGACAGUCUGCUGGAGGGGCCACCGAGGCCAGCCAGAGAGAGGGACAGCAGGGUAGGAGGCAGCCUGGGAAAAUCAGCCUCUCUGCCUCAAAACAGCAUAAUACUGAGUAAAGGUGGAGGGCAGGACGAAGGGCGCGGAGUCAGAAAGUGGAGGCCAUCCAUAGCUGUCCAGGUGGACAGCUCAGAGACCCUCUCAGAUUCAGAUGCAGAGGGCAAAGCUCUAACAGAGGUCCACUCUGUAGGAGUCCAAGUGGAAGAUGACAAAAGGCGAGCUCGUUUCAAGCGCUCCAACAGCGUGACGGCGAGCGUGCAGGCCGACCUGGACCCUGAGAGCUUCCCGGGGCUGAGCAUCGCUGUGCCGACGCAGGACAAGAGCCUCCAGUUUGGCUGCUCCUUUCAAAGGCACUCAUCUGAGCCCGAGUCUGCUAGUCAGUACACUGAGUGCCAUCGCACCGUCCACACACAGGGACAGUGGGCCUACAAAGAGGACUUUAUCCAGACUGGCUACACCACUGAGGCCUGUCAAGCUGACACGCGGCCCCACCAGCAACCACACUUGCCUCCACGUUCCCACUCUCCUCUCCCCAUUACCUCUGAGCGAGCUUGGGCGGGCACACCAUCCCUAGAGGGUCCCCGGAGCCUGCCUGACUCAGGUCGAGCCUCGCCCUGCAUGAGAGAUGGAGAGUUCUUCUUACGCCUGCUGCAGACAGAGGUAGAAAGGAUGGAGGGCUGGUGCCAGAACAUGGAGAGAGAAGCAGAGGAGAAUGAACUUCCAGAGGAGAUUCUCGAACUGAUUCGAAAUGCAGUUGGCAGUGCCCAGAUGCUCAUGUCUCAGAAAGUCCAGCAGUUCUUCCGCCUCUGCCAACAGAGUGUGGACCCAUCAGCCUACCCUCAGCCCACGUCUCAGGAUCUGGCUGCCUUCUGGGACCUGCUCCAGCUCAAUAUAGAGGAUGUCAGGGUCAAGUUUCAGGAUCUCCAGAGGCUGAAGGACUCUGGUUGGAGGCUUCCGCCUGAAAAGAAGGAGGACAAGAAGCUUCCUCCACCCUUACCAAAGAAGCCAGCAGGUGGGGUGAGUGGCAGCCUCCGGGCUGAUAGCGUUGGGGAUGGGGUUGUCGGAGGUGGAGGAGGUGGGUCAGGGGGCCUGGUGGUGCCUCGCGUCGGUGGGCACACCCUACCCAUCAGGGAGAAGUCAAUGGACCUCGGGGACCGUCAGAGGACAGAAGCGAGGAGGCGGCUGCUGCAGACCAGGCGCACUGCCUCCUUCAGGCAGAACUCGGCCACAGAGAGUGCCGACAGUAUCGAGAUCUACAUCCCUGAAGCCCAGACUCGACUCUGAACACCGA
Messenger RNA from Archocentrus centrarchus (flier cichlid), 3576 nucleotides. It is a transcript of the gene dlgap3, whose product is annotated as discs, large (Drosophila) homolog-associated protein 3. The record is from RefSeq and is a predicted model, not a curated record. Gene Ontology annotation, molecular function: molecular adaptor activity. The coding region runs from base 243 to 3569 and encodes 1108 amino acids. Gene Ontology annotation, cellular component: glutamatergic synapse; postsynaptic specialization. NCBI's taxonomy places the organism in Eukaryota, Metazoa, Chordata, Actinopteri, Cichliformes, Cichlidae. The transcript is spliced from 13 exons. Gene Ontology annotation, biological process: signaling.